Molecule: messenger RNA, 567 nt
Organism: Phaeoacremonium minimum UCRPA7
Lineage: Eukaryota; Fungi; Ascomycota; Sordariomycetes; Togniniales; Togniniaceae
Product: putative ring finger domain-containing protein
Exons: 3
Coding region: 1-567 (188 amino acids)
Biological process (GO): ubiquitin-dependent protein catabolic process; mitotic cell cycle checkpoint signaling; protein ubiquitination
Cellular component (GO): nucleus
Molecular function (GO): metal ion binding; ubiquitin-protein transferase activity
Source: RefSeq, a predicted model, not a curated record
AUGGACUCACCAAGGCCAGCAGUAGAUUUAGAGAAGGAACUAACUUGCUCUAUCUGCACAGAACUUCUCUACCAGCCGCUGACACUGCUGGACUGCCUGCACACUUUCUGCGGUGCUUGUCUCAAGGAAUGGUUUAGCUGGCAAGCCGCCGCCGUCGAGAAUGCGCAAACUCCCCCGGCCCCCGGUUCGCCGGUCUUUACAUGCCCGUCAUGUCGGGCGCCGGUCCGAGAUACGAGGCACAAUGCCACUGUCGCGACGCUACUCGACAUGUACCUGACGGCGAACCCGGACAAGGCCAAGCCGGACGACGAGAAGGAGGAGAUGAACAAGAAAUACAAGCCGGGCGACACAGUGCUUCCCAAGCUUGAUAUCCUAGAAAGGACCCCUGAAGAACGGCGACUAGACCAGCAAGAAAGACGUCUAAUCGAUGAGGUGCGGGAGUUGAGUCUACGGGAAGCUGUCGCGGAUUCAAACGAGACCACACCCGCCAAGCUCAUCACGAUCGGCGAGUCGGCAAAGGGCUCAUUCAAGCCAUUCAAGGACACCAAGCGCUACAAGCCAAUCUGA